Suillus subaureus is the source of this 285-nucleotide messenger RNA. RefSeq lists its product as uncharacterized. The transcript has a single exon. The record is from RefSeq and is a predicted model, not a curated record. The annotation marks the transcript as partial. Lineage: Eukaryota; Fungi; Basidiomycota; Agaricomycetes; Boletales; Suillaceae.
AUGAACUACAACAACUACCAGACUGCAGUUGUUGAAACAUGUGCUGUCCAGCUUGUAGGAUGGCCUGGAAGCAUCAAGUUCAUCAAUCCUUUGAAUAUUGGUACUGUUGGGGACAUUUGCAAGCUUUGUGAUGUGCUCAAGGAUAAAACUUGUUAUUGGACUGCGCUUAUGCCAACAGAAGUCAAAGCUCACACGGCAGAACUCGAUGUGCACCAUUCAGCAGGUGACAUUGUUUGCCAGCCAUGCAAGAGGUGUUCUGACGCUGGAGGCUCUCACAAGCGCAAG